Molecule: messenger RNA, 2005 nt
Organism: Rhincodon typus (whale shark)
Lineage: Eukaryota; Metazoa; Chordata; Chondrichthyes; Orectolobiformes; Rhincodontidae
Gene: rhbdl1
Product: rhomboid, veinlet-like 1 (Drosophila)
Exons: 8
Coding region: 1-1275 (424 amino acids)
Cellular component (GO): membrane
Molecular function (GO): serine-type endopeptidase activity
Source: RefSeq, a predicted model, not a curated record
AUGUUGGAUGUUGAAGGACGUUGUGAAGAAAGGGCCUGGAUCGGUACUGCCUUGCAAGCUAUCCUCAGUGCCUGUGAGAGCUUGUGCUUCUGUCUGAUUGCUGGGAGAGGCAGACAAUUCUUGGCUGGUGUGUGUGCAGCAAGCUCAAGGUUGUAUAUGGAUAGGAGCUCUCUGCUUCAGCUCAUACAGGAGCAGCUUGACCCAGAGAACACUGGUUUCAUUGCUGUGGAGCACUUUUCCAAUCUGCUUCAGAGCCAUGAACUACAGCUGGACCCCACCAAACUCGAGAUGCUUUUUGCUCUUGUGCAGAGCAAUGAGCAGGGCCAGAUCUGCUACCACGAGCUCGUCAACCUGAUGAGCAGCAAGCGCUCGAGCAGCUUCCGGCGAGCGAUUUCCAAUGGGCACAGGAACCUACCGCGUGAAUUCCUGCUGGACGAGCCGGGACUAACCUUCUACAAACGUUUGGUGAGGCAUGUCGCGUACGAGAUCCUGCCCUGCGAGUUGGACAGGCGUUGGUACUAUAGCCAGUAUCGUGGCUGCCCACCACCUCUCUUCAUGACGGUCCUCACAAUCAUUCAGAUUGUUAUAUUCAUCUGCUAUGGAGCCAUGCUAAAUAAGUGGGUUUUACAGACCUAUCACCCAGACUACAUGAAGAGUCCUCUUGUGUAUCAUCCUGGACACAGGGCUCACGUCUGGAGGUUCUUCACAUAUAUGUUUAUGCAUGCUGGGUUGGAACAACUGGGGUUCAAUGCUUUCUUGCAGCUGAUGAUUGGAGUGCCCCUCGAGAUGGUCCAUGGGAUUAUGCGCAUUGGGCUGCUGUACUUGGCUGGUGUUGUCGCAGGCUCCCUGACUGUUUCUGUCACUGACAUGCGGGCACCUGUGGUUGGAGCCUCUGGCGGUGUCUACGCUCUCUGUUCUGCACACUUGGCCAAUGUUGUCAUGAAUUGGGCUGGAAUGAGGUGCCCCUAUAAACUACUUCGAAUGAUCUUGGCCCUUGUCUGCAUGAGCUCUGAGGUUGGUCGUGCUGUAUGGCUCCGUUUCUCCCCUCCACUUCCUUCUUCUGGUCCCCAGCCCAGCUUCAUGGCACAUCUGGCUGGUGCAGUGGUGGGAAUCAGUAUGGGACUCAUCAUCCUGCGCAGCUAUGAGGAGAAUCUCCACCAGCAGUGUGCCUGGUGGGUCAUGGUCUUCUCGUACGCCAUCUUUGUUGUGUUCGCAAUUUUCUGGAACAUUUUUGCAUAUGACCUCCUGGGUGUGCAGAUCCCACCCCCGCCGUAGGUAACCACACCUCGGCUUUGGAAUCUGUCCCAACAGAGAGGUUUAUUUGGCUGUGGAACCUCUUUGUGAAUGAAGAAACAUGAAGUGGACCUUCAACAAGCAACUGUUAAAACUGACCUUUUGACUACCGAUUUUUAUCAUCAUUGUGAUUGGCAGGAUUUGUAUCUCAAUGACUAGACAAUGAAUAAUCACCACACCAGUGGUAGACAUCACUUGCAAAUUUUUGGGAUUUUGAGAGUAUAGAUGGAAGAUUGAAUUUUAUUCUGGUGGAACCAGCUGUUGUGGAAGUCUAACACAAUAUGUGGAGCUUCUGUUUAACCUGCUAUGUGGAGGGUAUAUUCAAUCCCUGUAGGAAUGCAUCCUACUUCCCUAAACCAAGAGAAUUUAAGUGCAGGUUGGAACAUGCCAAGGCUUAAGAACCAGGUAUACUCAGGAAUACAGCCAGAGUGUUAGCAGCUCAACUCAUUUAGAGGUUACAAGCACCCAGCACUGGUAAGCUACCUGCUACUUGUCUAUCUUGGAUCAUCCUUAUCUGAUAAGAUGGUGAAAACAGGAAUAGGUUAGAAAGCCCAAAUUUAAAACACAUAUAAAACUCAUUUUACUAGCUCUGCAUUUUCUCAAGAACCUCACUGUAUUUUGUGUACAUUUCAUCAAAUGGGAUGUGAAGAUAUAUUGAAAAAAAUUUGUGACAAGAAUUAUAUUGUGAACAAUGACCUACACCAUACUUCCU